Molecule: messenger RNA, 895 nt
Organism: Telopea speciosissima
Lineage: Eukaryota; Viridiplantae; Streptophyta; Magnoliopsida; Proteales; Proteaceae
Product: heavy metal-associated isoprenylated plant protein 7-like
Exons: 5
Coding region: 16-843 (275 amino acids)
Molecular function (GO): metal ion binding
Source: RefSeq, a predicted model, not a curated record
CCUAUCUGGGUAGAGAUGGGUGAAGAGACCAAAGAAGAAGGAAAGAAAGAAGAGGAGAAGAAAGAGAAAGGAGGCACAGAAGAGAAGAAGAAGAAGGCAGAAGAAAAGAAAGAAGAGGAGAAGAAAGCUGAAGAGCCUCAGGAGAUCGUUCUCAAAGUUGAUAUGCAUUGUGAGGCUUGUGCUCGGAAAGUCGGCAAAGCCCUAAAAGGAUUUCAAGGGGUUGAGGAAGUAAUGACGGAUUACAAAUCUCAUAAAGUGGUAGUGAAAGGGAAGACAGCGGAUCCUAUAAAGGUGUGUGAGAGAGUUCAGAAGAAGAGUGGUAGAAAAGUGGAGCUUAUUUCACCUUUGCCCAAACCUCCUGAGGAGGAGAAGAAAGAGGAGUCUCAAGAGAAGAAGGAAGACAAGAAGGAUGAGCCUCCUCCUGUAAUCACAGUCAUCUUGAAAGUUUACAUGCACUGUGAAGCCUGUGCUCAAGUUUUGCAGAAGCGGAUCAGAAAGAUACAAGGGGUGGAAUCAGUAGUUACCGAUGUUGCAAACAAUCAAGUGACGGUAAAGGGUGUUGUAGACUCAGCGGCGCUCGUGGAGAAUGUCUACAAGAGGACUAGGAAACAAGCUUCUAUUGUGAAAGAGGAAGGAAAGAAAGAAGAAGAGAAGAAAGAAGAAGAAAAGAAGGAAGAUAAUAAAGAAGGAGAGAAGAAAGAAAAUGAGGAAAGCAAGGGAGAAGAUGAUAAUAAAGCUGAUGCCAAGAAAUAUGAGUAUUGGGCUCCCAAACACUACAUGGAGUACUACACAUAUCCUCAGCUUUUCAGUGAUGAGAACCCUAAUGCAUGUUCUGUGAUGUAGUCAUGCAGUUGUAGUUAAAUCAGUUAUCUAAGAAUGUAAUGCAUGUUUCCAU